AUGAGAGCUCGUCCGGCUUUCUCUCUUUUCCACGGCUUGAUUGCUGUCGUAUUCACGGCUAGUCUUCCCCAAUCAUCCGCGUCUAUCCUCCCAUCGGCAUCUCUAUAUCCUUCUCUCCUUUCCUCAUCUAGCAGCGCUUCUUUGAGUACAUGUACUGGGAACACGGCAACAACUCGCCAGAAAUGGUGUGAAUACGACAUCCACACCGACUACACUUCUAUUGUCCCCAAAACUGGCGUGACUCGAGAAUACUGGUUCAAUCUUGAACAUGUAACCGUUGCGCCCGACGGCCGCGCAAGAUCAGCAGUCGCCAUCAAUGGCUCGAUCCCCGGCCCAACCAUCGAGGCCAACUGGGGCGAUAAUGUCGUCGUGCAUUUGACCAACAGCCUGCCGGCCAAAAUGCAAAACGGGACCAGUAUCCAUUUCCAUGGAAUCCGGCAAUACUAUACCAACCAGAACGAUGGCGCGGUCUCGAUCACUCAGUGCCCUGUCGCUCCCAACAACACAAUCACCUACAAGUGGCGCGCUAUGCAGUACGGCACGACCUGGUAUCAUUCUCACAUUGGACUGCAGGCGUGGCAGGGCCUCUUCGGGGGUAUUGUGAUUCAUGGACCUGCUAGUGCGAACUAUGACGAGGACAAGGGUGUUGUUAUCAUGAAUGACUGGGACAUCAACACAGUCGAUCAGUUGUUCAUGACUGCUCAGAAAAACGGCCCGCCUACCUUUGACAAUGCUUUGAUCAAUGGUACUAACGUCUUUGGGGCUGAUGGUGCUCGCAACCAAACGGGGACUCGUUUCAACACCUCUUUUACCGCGGGGACAUCCUACCGGCUUCGUCUGGUGAAUGCGGCAUGCGAUACGCAUUUCAAGUUUUCUAUCGAUAACCAUACCCUGACGGUUAUCGCUAAUGAUCUUGUGCCCAUUGAGCCUUAUAAAACUAACAUCCUCAACAUCGGAAUGGGCCAACGCUACGAUAUCAUCGUCAAUGCCAACCAGGCCUCGGUGGCAAAAAGCUUUUGGAUGCGAGCCAUUCCCCAAACAGCAUGCUCAGAGAAUGAUUCAGCAUCCAACAUCAAGGGAAUUGUAUAUUACGGAAGCUCACAUUCAACCCCAUCGACGAAGGGAUACAGCUACACCGACAGUUGCGCCGACGAGGACAUGUCCAACCUGACACCCAUCGUGUCCGAGACCGUGUCGAGUCCAUCAUACAACAAAUCAGAGCCGGUCUCUCUCGGCAAGAACCCCGCCAGCCUCUAUCGAUGGAAGCUCAACUCGACGUCGAUGCACGUCGAUUGGACAGUCCCGACACUAUUGGAAGUCUACCGGGGACACCACUCAUGGGCUAAUACCAGCGGAGUCAUCGAACUUCCCCACAAAAAUGUUUGGACGUACGUCGUCGUCGAGACCAGCCUGUCGGUCCCACACCCGGUUCACCUGCACGGGCACGACUUCGUGGUAGUCGCGCAGGGCAGCGGAACCUACUCAGGGGCCGGGCCGACGCUCGCAAAGCCGCCAAAACGGGACACGGCCAUGCUGCCGGAAAACGGAUAUUUGGUCCUUGCAUUCAAGACCGACAAUCCGGGCGUGUGGCUCAUGCAUUGCCAUAUUGGGUGGCACACCGAGGAAGGAUUCGCGAUUCAAUUCGUGGAGCGGUAUGGUGAGAUCAAGGCGCAGCUUGAUUACAGCGCCCUUCGGGGCAACUGUAGGAAUUGGGAGGCAUACCAGAACCGGAAUAGGGUUGCAGAAGAUGAUUCAGGGAUCUGA
Molecule: messenger RNA, 1764 nt
Organism: Penicillium alfredii
Lineage: Eukaryota; Fungi; Ascomycota; Eurotiomycetes; Eurotiales; Aspergillaceae
Exons: 2
Coding region: 1-1764 (587 amino acids)
Molecular function (GO): copper ion binding; oxidoreductase activity
Source: RefSeq, a predicted model, not a curated record